UCUCAUGGCCACCAGUUCGCGUGCACCGGUGUUCGAGCGCGGUCAAACUUAUCGUCGCUCGCUCUAUUAUCGUCGCUAUUUUCGGUCGAGAGCCGCUCGAUUGAUAAGCGCCAAACUACCCUAGUGCUUCGAUCGCGCCGCACGUACCUCAUCGCGCCGGAGGGAAUCGUUACAGUUUCACGUUCACAAUUCAAACAUUAUUCGUAUUUGCGCCGUCCAAUCGUGAAUUUGAAUUUGGGAAUUAUCCUUGCAAAUAGACGUGUGUCUGAUGAGUGAGUUUUCGUUUCCGAAGGUGUUGUGGGAGCGCGAGUCGGGAGGCGCGGGCGCAAUGGACAGCUGCUACAAGCUGUACACUUGGAUCAACCACACGGUGCUGAUGCUGCUCUUCCAGAUAUUCUGGAAAGUGAGCCAGCUGUCCGACUACUUGACCGGAAAGUCACCGGAGCCUAAAGCAGAGAACAUGGUGAUCACAUUCGCGCCACUCACAAAGGAAUCAAAACACAGACGGCACAUCAGAUCAAUGUCGGAUGUUCAGAGCAGCACGCCGUACCGGAUCCCGUUCCGGUCCCGGAAGGGCAGCACGCACACGCUCAUGUACGACUCGGACACGCGGGCGCGCCGGAUCCGGUCGCACAACCGGCACUUGCAGCUCGACUCGUCCGACUCCAGCGACUACUUCGACUCACCCAAGAAAAUCACGAGUUUGGGCCACAACAUCAUGAAACACACAGACUCCAUGAGAAUACUGUAAUGCAGUCCUGAGAGAUCUGAUUUAAAUUAAUAAAUGAGGCUGUACAAUCUAGUUGUCGACUAGAUCGGAAUCACGUCGGGUUGCCGUCGGUUCUAAGAGUAGGUAAUCAGAUUUCAAUUUAAUUGGGAUGUUCUUGCGAUUGAAGAAACUUUGGAUUCAAUGAUUGUUCGUUUCAUAAUUUUAGCGACGAUUUAUACUUUCAAGUGGUAAUGUUAUCGUAGGCAAGACUAAACAUGGCAUAGUCACUGUUUAUGUAUGACUGCCGAAUUGUAAAAUAGACUUUGGCAAUCUGAUUUGCUGUAGUGCAUAAUUUGAUCUUGUCCGUCGAAUAAUCUGAUGAUCCCAAAGAUGUAUAAUCCCAACGUGAUUCAGCGAUAUAACAGACUAUAGUGAUUUCCUUUAUGAGACUGUGAUGAAGUAGGUUAACGGUUAUGAUAACUAUUUAGUUGUAAUUAUUAGUUUUAAGUUAAUUUUCAUUGUCAAUUUUGUGUCAGUGUCUAUGAGACGUAUGACGAGGGCGAGAGAUGUGAUGCUGGCGAAUGUUUUCUACGUCAAAUGUAUAGAAUUAUUGAAUACUUUUCAUAUCAUAACCACAGGGUUGAACUGCUAAAAACCACCAAUUUACCUAUUAUUAAUUUAAUAAGGAUUCAAAUUGUGGGAACAUUUUACAAUAACAAUCAAUAAAAUCGAUAAACAGAUUGAAAAUAAUCAAAAAUAAAAUUAUAAUCUUUUCACGGUUUAUACUUAUCAAGAUGACUAAUUCGACCCUGUGUGGAUACUCGAUAGUAGGACCAAAGCUCUUAAUGUGGCCAUAUCUAAAGUACCUAUAAUGCUGAAACACUAGUCUGUAGAAGCACUACUUAGGUAAAUCUGUCAGAACAUAACACUGAUUGGUUCAGGCCUAGUUUGUUAAGAACAAAAGACUCAAUCGAGAACAGAUGUUGCAUAUGUAGUAAUGUUUCUGGAACAGCAAAUAUGUACCUAAUAUUUUGAUAUAGAGUUCAGUGUUAUUUGAAUUGCUAAUAAAACUGAAGCCUUUAUUAAUUUAGUUCUGACAUGACAGUGGAAAAUUGUGACAAAAGUGGGUGGGCAAAUGUUGACAGUCUACUCACAUACUGAGCUAAAAGUAAACACUGAAACUAAUAUCCAAGUCAAGAAAGAAUUUUCGGCUUGAUUUGUCAAGUAUUUUUAACCAGGAAAAUUCUAUUUUUAAAAUAAUGUUUUGUGCAGCAAACUUUUUUUUGUUUUGUUAAAAUAGUGAUGUGGAAGUUGACAAUACAAAUGUAGGAUUAAGUUUUGAGUAUUUUGGCUUAUUUCGCUAUCUCUGGACCAAAAGUAUCGAUAGAAACUGGAGUUUGUAAAAAAUGUGAUUAAAAAUGAUAUCAGAGAGCAGGAAUAUAGGCCUUCAAUUUUACGAAUGUGAUAAGUAGCAGUUAAAAUAUCUAUAACAUUGUUAUUUAUUACAUAAUAUUGAACCGUGAUGAAUGUCAAUAAACAAAGGAAAUUCCUAAAGAAACAUA
Messenger RNA from Helicoverpa zea (corn earworm), 2271 nucleotides. RefSeq lists its product as uncharacterized. The transcript is spliced from 2 exons. Lineage: Eukaryota; Metazoa; Arthropoda; Insecta; Lepidoptera; Noctuidae. The record is from RefSeq and is a predicted model, not a curated record. Bases 269 to 751 code for a protein of 160 amino acids.